UGGUCUGUCUCAGACAUGGGAAGUGAGCACUAUUGCCUAAGGUGGAACAAUCAUCAGAGUAACCUAUUGGGGGUCUUCAGCCAACUGUUGCGAGACGAGAGUCUUGUGGACGUGACGCUGGCCUGCUCGGAGGGCCAUUCGAUUCGCGCACACAAAGUCGUCCUAUCCGCGUGCUCCUCGUACUUCCAGACGCUCUUCGUGGACCAUCCGAGUCGUCAUCCGAUCGUCAUACUGAAGGACGUGAGGUUCUCCGAGCUACGCACCCUCAUCGAGUUUAUGUACAAGGGCGAGGUGAACGUCGAGUACUGUCAAUUGUCGGCGCUGCUGAAGACGGCCGAAAGCCUCAAAGUCAAAGGGUUAGCCGAGAUGACGAACCUGGGCCCAUCGACGCGCGACUACAAGCAGGAACCGGAACCGGAACAGAUCGAACCCACGGAGCUGGUGAACAAGAGGCCACCUCAACAGCAGCAGCAACCACCACCACAACCUCAAUCUCAACCACAGCAGCUGCAACAACAACAACAGCAGCAACAACAACAGCUGUUACUUCAGCAACAGCCCCAACCGCCUCCGCCUCCUAUACUGGAGGAGCGCGAGGUCAGGGAGCACAUACCGACGCCGCCUAGGUUGUCGAGGACUCCUCCUGAAAGACCCGCUUCCGUGGAACCCGUCCGGACGACGGACUCUCCCAGCGAUGACUGCGGACCCAGUGAUAUGACCUUACACAACAACGGGAACGCCGUCAGCUCUUGCUCGACGACGACCCUCGGUGGCACCCCCACGGCAUGCAAUAGGUUACCAUCGCCCAUCAACAGCGAACCUCUACCCGGACCUUCCAACAUGCCACCAGUACAACAAGUGCCUCUGUCAUUGAAAAAGGAAGUGGAUUGGGGAGGAGGGAUGGCGGAUGACAAAAGCACCGGCGAAAGUUCUUCAGACUACCCACGACACACACACGAUCCGAACGCGUUGGAGGUGGACAGGUGCUUCGGGUCGCCGUGCCUGGAGCGACCAGCGAGCGCCCACAGCAGCCGCUCCUCAACACCCUUCGCCCUUCCGUACCCAUCUUUGGCGACGUCCCUUCUGGAGGUGGGACUGAUGCAUCCGGCGCUCAUCGGUGAAGAAAUGUUUCGUUGCUCAGCCUGCAUGGCAGCAUUCCCGUCCAUUUGGCUCCUGGAACAGCACACGGCCCUCCAGCACAUCGGAUCCUUGUCCACUGUGGACAAGCCUUUCGUCUGCGAGCAGUGCGGUCAGAGUUACAGGUACCGCUCUGCUUACGUGAAGCACAGAGAGCAGAAUCACAGGGCUCGAUUACCAGCUGAUAAGUUGUUCUCCUGCGACGUAUGCGGCAUGCAGUUCAGAUACUUGAAGUCCUUCAAGAAGCAUCGUUUGAACCACGCGUUGGAGCGACUUCACGGGAAGUCCUCAGAGAUGCUCGGCUCUGAGAACAAGGGGGAGACUCAGAUGCAGAUCCCGAUGGAGAACAGCAGUGAUCAGGUGUCCAGUUCCAAUGAGACUAUAGCUGUUGAAGAGCAUGAACCAGAGAUCACCAUCAAAGAAGAGAACAUCGAAGUAGCUGAAGGUUCUACUGACGAUAAGAUUGAAGUGGAACAAGACGACACUAUAGACUCCUUCUCUAUAGCAGCAGCGGCAAGCAGCUCAGAGGCCUUUCGUCACGCUCAAGAAGCUUCAAUCAUAAGCUUCCUCAAGGCGGAUGCAGCUGAAAGGCAACGCGAACGCAGAUUCGCCUGUCCCUUCUGCGGCAAGUGCGUCCGCUCCAAAGAGAACCUAAAGCUUCACGUACGCAAGCACACAGGCGAAAGACCCUUCGUCUGUCUAUUCUGCGGAAGAGCUUUCGGCGGUAAAAGCGAUCUCACCAGGCAUCUGAGAAUCCACACAGGAGAACGUCCAUACCAUUGCGACAUGUGCGGAAAGUGCUUCGCCCGAGCCGACUACCUUUCCAAGCACUUGACCACCCACAUAAACACGCCACGCUGAUACAGACCCUCAGCCUCCGUCUCCAAGAAAUAAUUGUUAUUUUCCGAUGAUUAACUUACUUUUUUCCGUCCGUUUUCGAAUUAAAACAAAACAUAAACAAAUAAUUUUAAAAAAAACGAGAUGUUUAAUUUUUCUCAACGGGUUAGAUUCUUCAUUUCAAAUAACUGAAGAUGUAAACAAGAAUAAUUAGUUUCGGCUGUGAUCAAGAGAACGACAACGGUGGACCGAAAUUCCAAAAGAUGAACAAAACAAAAUCGUUUGUCUCCUACAAUUUAACAUUAAUUUCCUUCUACAAACACACAUUUAAACAUUUAGUUUAAACCAAGUGCGGGUUUCAUUUUUUUUGUUUGUUUCCAUUACGAAUCUAAUCCAGAUUGUUUGUGCGCGUUUCUUUUCGUUAUUUUCGUGUCGUCCAACGAACCAGUGCUUCUCGAGCGAUCAUCAAACACUGGUUUAUAUAAAAUAUUACAUAGUGAGUUACCAAGCAAUAUACGCAGUUGUUCCUGCUAGUCAAGAAGUCGAAACAUAAAAGAUUCUGGAUAGUCAAUACUCGUGUGCACGAAAAAAGAAAAGAUAAUUCUUAUAACAUUAAUAAUAAUAAUCUGUGUGUCUAUUUUUCUUUCAAAUUUCUAUAUUACAUUUGUUUAUUACGUCUGUAGUUUCGAAGCCAUCUCCAACGAACCGUCUGUAAGUAGAGAAGAAGUUAACGUCUAAGAAUAUAUAUAUAUAUAUAAGCAGGUUCCUGAUUGAAGA
Molecule: messenger RNA, 2751 nt
Organism: Nicrophorus vespilloides
Lineage: Eukaryota; Metazoa; Arthropoda; Insecta; Coleoptera; Silphidae
Product: zinc finger and BTB domain-containing protein 49-like
Biological process (GO): regulation of transcription by RNA polymerase II
Cellular component (GO): nucleus
Molecular function (GO): protein binding
Source: RefSeq, a predicted model, not a curated record